This is a messenger RNA of Penicillium riverlandense, 1599 nucleotides long. Its product is annotated as putative C2H2 finger domain protein. Gene Ontology annotation, cellular component: nucleus. NCBI's taxonomy places the organism in Eukaryota, Fungi, Ascomycota, Eurotiomycetes, Eurotiales, Aspergillaceae. Bases 1 to 1599 code for a protein of 532 amino acids. The record is from RefSeq and is a predicted model, not a curated record. The transcript has 2 exons. Gene Ontology annotation, molecular function: DNA-binding transcription factor activity, RNA polymerase II-specific; RNA polymerase II transcription regulatory region sequence-specific DNA binding. Gene Ontology annotation, biological process: regulation of transcription by RNA polymerase II.
AUGGGUCUCGUAUUCUGGCCAUUCCCGGCCAUGUCCGUGCUCUCGCCUGAAACACUCUCCACCAUCCUCUCCCCCGCGAGACUGGGCUUACCAGUAUUCUCUCCGAUCGCAAAUCCCAGCGAUCGACGGCCGCCCCUCCUGGAUCCAUCUAGCCCUUCGGGGGGCUUGCCUGGAGGUCGAGAUUGGGCAUUGGGCCACUCGUACGCUGCCCCUACCGGCCAUCUGUCGCACCCGCCGUCUCUCGGCGACACCCCUGAUCUUUUUGCCGUGCGCGAUCCGUCCGCCAAUCUGGCGACACUCGCAGCACCGGGCAUGAGCACCGCGCUGGACGCGCUGGCAGCCCAGCCGUUGAAUGCGCGCCGUGCCGGAGCGCCGACCCUUCCUAGCUUUGAGCUGCCGCCACCACCCUUCAACCUCGCGGCGACGUCCAAGUACCCUUCGCAGCCCAGCCAGCCUGCAUCGCAGGCUCCAGCCAGCGUCGGGAACCUGCUCACGCCACCCGCCACAAACCAAUCCGGGGAGAGCGCCACCCCAUCCCACGCGCUGGCGCCUUCCACCGGGGGAUCCUCGGAUCUGCCCUCAUACUGGUCCAACCCUAACCCGUACGCAGCCGGCCCGCCGCAUGCGCAAGCCUGGGCACACUCGGUAUACCCAGGACGAAGCUCCUUCUCUCCACAGUCCGGCCUGGUGGGUCGUUCCUCGUCCAUCACAUCUCCUCCUACCACAGACGGUCUCUCGACCCACGAGGUGCCGUCGAUGUCUUCAUUUCCACAGCCGCUCCCUGCUCCUUCAACCAUGCCCCAUAUGGCUGGCGGAAUUUACCCACCAGCUACCUCUCCGCCGUCGCUAUCGUCAAAUGACCCGUACGCCCCAAAGGCGCAAUCCAUGUACGGCGCCUCUCCGCCGCUGAUCAGUCCGCACCAAGGCGGAUUCGCUCACCUUUACGGGGGCCCCUCCCCCGUGGGGUCGGCCGGGCUAGGCAUUCAUGCCCAAGGGCGCAUGCCCUCACACAGCCCGUCCGCCGGACACCCACACAUCGGCUUUCCUCGCCAGCCGUGGCCGUCGUACUCUCUACCGGCCAUGAAUGGUCCGAUCAUGACGAAUGUACACAGUCCGAACACCCCCAUGUCGAUGAUGGGAGGCAUGCAGGCAGGCCUGUUGCCCGGAUUCAAUAGCGGCCAUGUUGCGAAUUCACAGCACCUAUAUGGCGCCCACCAACCGCCGCAUGGCAUGCCUGCCCCGGCGGCUGAUCGGCCGUUCAAAUGCGAUCAAUGCCCGCAAAGUUUCAAUCGCAAUCACGAUCUCAAGCGACAUAAGCGGAUUCAUUUGGCCGUUAAACCGUUUCCUUGCAAACACUGUGACAAGAGUUUCUCCCGCAAGGACGCAUUGAAGGUGCGUAUUUUCCGCCCCCGGCCCCCUUUAGCGGAAGUUAUUUCUUUUUCGAUUCAUACUGACUCCCUCUCACAGCGACAUAUUCUCGUCAAGGGCUGCGGCAAAGACGACACAGAUGAUCGAAACCUAAGUGGGGCUGCUGACGAAUCGGUCAAGAGCAGCGGAUUGAGUGAGGACGGGAGCCCGGUCAUGAAUGGACAUGUCUGA